UUACUGACGUUUUCAUUAAUUUAUAACUUAAAAAGGUGUCGGUCACUACACUAUUCGUGCCCAAGAUAGCUUAAAGGAGGUUUCAUCGAAAACCACAGUCACAACACACACACAAAUAUGCGUUGUCCACAACCUUCAGCCGGUGCGCUAAUUUCACUCUCGCUGCUUCUGUUACUGCUGAGCACCUGCUCUGCGCUCUACGAGGACCAGAUUAAAAAGUUCGACUGGCGCAGCGUUCAUGUGGGUGCUCUAAAGCAUGCCCACGUCGACCUGAAACACUUUCAGCCGCGUGUGCUGCUAACUACGCAGGAGCAAGUGGUUGCCUCGCUAUGUCCAAAGACCGGUCAGAUCAUAUGGCGGCAGGUGCUAGAACAAAGAGCACGCGGCGACAUCAAGAUGCUGCAGGUGAGCGGGUUUGCUGAUGGUAGCAGCGAUACGGCGGCUGCUCCAAUGGGAUCUCAUCUAGGAUUCGAUAUGCUGACGGUGCAGGGACAUGCGCCUGCUCUGGUCCGUGGCUGGAACACCAACAUUGGCACCAUUGAGUGGGAAUGGUCCAUAAUGCCGCUGCAUACGGAGAGGGCACAGGAUGCGGUGUGGUUCUAUAGCAAUUCGAUACUGUAUCAUGUGGUGCCAGCGUGGCGCAGCCAUAUCGAGGUAACCGCCUACUUUUCCACCUCGGGACACACAACGGGCAGCACCAGCAAAAUAAUGGCUGCCUGGAUCAAGCCCGAAAGCUGUCUGCUUAGCGGUAGCUAUUUUGUUUGCCUGGACGGCAAACAACUAAUAAGCUUGGAUUUGGUGGCCAAGAGCACACAGGUCAUCGCCACCAGUCUGGCGGCUGAGCCCAGCAGCAAAAUUGAAACACUUCCCGGGUUGAAUGGCGUGCUGAUUGUCAAUAAGAAACUCGUCAGCGUCAACAAGGAUCAGGCCGUAUGUGGUGAAUUGACCAGCGCCAGCUAUGUUGUGGGCAGCUUUAAUUAUCGCAAAGUUGUGGCCUACGCCGAUUUGGUAGAUGGCAUGCUCAAAAUUAAUGCGGUUUAUUUGGAUAACUGUUCGCCGGUGCCCGAACUGCAGAUGAGCGUAGCCUUUGCCGAGGACUAUGGGACGCCCAGUCUGCGAUCCUUCGACUGCAAACUGAAGCGCAAUGACGACGGCAAAGGUUGCCUCUUUCUGUUUGCCACCAGCGCCGAGUCCAUUAUGGCCGUGCAGCAGGGACGCAUCCGAUGGGCGCGCGAGGAAUCAUUGGCGAAUAUAAUCGAUACACAGUUCAUUGAUUUACCCCUAGCGGAUACAGAGGGCACUCUUGAAAACGAAAUGAAGGGCAAAGCUGUGGAUGCAAACAAUUUGAAGAGUGACAUUGUUACCGCUUUCAUGCGUCGCAUCACCGCACAAGCCCUGCAAAUGAAGAGCAUGUUCUUGCAUCUCAUCGGGCUGGGACCACCGCCAACGGACACGCAACGCGCUGGACUUGUGCGCGACUCAUUUGGUCUACACAAGAUGCUGGUGCUGCUGACGCGUGCUGGCAAAAUCUUUGGAAUGGACAACAUUGCCGGCAAGCAUCAUUGGAAGCUGUAUCUGCCAAAUGUGGCGGGCUUUGAAAAUGCCGAACAGAUGCGUCUGAUUGUGCAGCGCAGCUCCAAGCACUUCCCAUUGCAGCCACUCUGCGCAAUUGUAGCCAAGUUUGUCAAUAAUAGCAAUGGUGUCCUGUUUCGUUUCAAUCCCAUCACUGGUCGCGCUGCUGAAGGCGGACUCCUCCAGCUGGAUUACCAAAUCAAGCAGUUUUCGCUGCUGCCCGAAACGGAGGUAGACUUUGUGAAGGGGAUACUCAUAUUGGAUGCUGCAAAUCAAGUUCAUGUAGAACCAAAGCAUGCAACGCCAUUGGCGGACGGCAUGUAUUUGUACACGGCUGAUGUGAAGACCGCCGAGCUCGAGGGCUACAUUGUAAAAUAUGCGGGCGGUGAAUUGUCAUGCUUGCCCAUUUGGAAUGUGCGACUAGGCGGCCAUAAUUCCGAGCAGCAAAUCAUUAGUGUUGCCGGCAAAAAUCCAAUUGAGCACGUUCAUUCCCAGGGUCGUGUGCUUGGCGAUCGCUCCGUGCUUUACAAAUACAUCAAUCCUAACUUGGUGGCCUUUGUCACACAAGCUCCAGAUGCCGCGCACAAAUCUGUGCUCACUUUGUAUUUAAUUGACGUGGUUUCCGGCUCCGUGAUCUUCUCGAUGACACAUCGCAAGGUGCGUGCACCGCUGAACAUUGUACACUCGGAGAACUGGCUAGCCUACUCCUACUUCAACGACAAAGUGCGCCGCACCGAGAUCACUACCAUCGAACUGUAUGAGGGCAAUGCACAGGCCAACAACAGCGUGUGGAGCUCCUUGCAGGCACCGUUCAUGCCGCUCGUCGAGCGCCAGUCUUACAUCAUACCCACUAUUGUUGAGGCCAUGCGUGAGACCAUCACUGAACGUGGCAUUACCAACAAGCAUGUUCUAAUUGGCACCGCCAGCGGUGGCAUAGUUGAAAUGCCGUGGCACUUGCUGGACCCACGUCGUCCCAUCUCGUCGAGUACGCAGGGACGUGAAGAGGGCGCCAUUCCCUAUAUACCCGAGUUGCCUUUGCCGACGGAGAAUUACAUAAACUACAACCAGACGGUUGCACGUUUGCGUAAUAUCUACACAGCUCCUAGCGGCCUUGAGAGUACCUGUCUAGUCGUGGCCACGGGCUUGGAUUUGUUUGUGACGCGCGUUGCACCUUCCAAAACAUUCGAUCUGCUAAAGGAGGAUUUCGAUUAUAUAUUAAUUUCUAUAGUGCUAGUCGUGCUCACUUCGGGCUCUUUGAUUGUUAGGCAUUUAUCGUCUCGUAAGUUGCUCAAACAGGCGUGGAAAUAGAAGUGGCAUUUUUAUAAAUAUAUAAUUGCUUUAUAUAAAUUGUACUACGACCAAAAAGAUAAAAAAAGAAACGAAGUGGAGUAGACGAAAGAGAAUGAAUUGUAGUAGCUGCAUUUUGCCUAAUAAUGCAAUAAUAACAAUUUUUUCUUGAGGCUUAGGCAAUUAUUUAAAAUUAAAUAUAUAUAAUUAUAUAUAUUAUACAUAUAUAUAGCGUAAAAAGAAAGUAACUAGCUGUUGAAUGAGUUU
This is a messenger RNA of Drosophila grimshawi, 3126 nucleotides long. RefSeq names its product ER membrane protein complex subunit 1 (gene EMC1). The record is from RefSeq and is a predicted model, not a curated record. The coding region runs from base 118 to 2880 and encodes 920 amino acids. NCBI's taxonomy places the organism in Eukaryota, Metazoa, Arthropoda, Insecta, Diptera, Drosophilidae. Gene Ontology annotation, biological process: protein folding in endoplasmic reticulum. The transcript has 13 exons. Gene Ontology annotation, cellular component: EMC complex.